GAGGAAAAGCCAGAAGGGACUUGGCGGGAGGAAGGGAGGCAGUCAGGCGAAGAGGGGUGUGUGGAGGAGGCGGCAGGGCCGGUGGAGGGGGCAUUGAGGCGCAGGUGUCAUAAGAGAGGGGGCCAACAGUUGAGAAAAGGCAGUGGGGACCGGGGUGGACUAGCAGGAAGGAGGGGGGAGGGUAGAGAAGUGGAGCAAGCGGGUGAUAGGGUGUGGGGACAGACAAGGCCAGAGCGGAGGAAGGAGAGGAAGAUGACUGGGUAGGAGCGCGGGGGAGGAGAAGAAGAGCUUGUGGAAGGAAAGAGUGAAGAAUUCAGGUGGAGAUCGAAUCUGGGUAGCAAGGAGAGGGACCUGAGGGGAAAAGAGAAGGAGACAAGGGGUGAGAAAAGAGGGCAAUCCGUCUAGGGGAGAAGAGGGGAGGGCAGAGGAAAGGAUCCGAGUCACGGAGACAGGAGGCCCACGAUGUCUGCGCCUCGAGCUCAGGAGCAGCCAAGCAGAUCCGGGGAGCGGCAACCACUGGUGGCUGGAGGCCGUCGGAGUCCCCGGCGGUGGAGACGGACCGCGGCCGCCGCAGUGCUGCUGGUGGAGAUGCUGGAACGCGCUGCCUUCUUUGGUGUCACCUCCAACCUUGUGCUCUACCUCAACAGCUAUAACUUCAAUUGGCAGGGCGAGCAGGCGUCGAGGGCCACACUCCUCUUCCUGGGCGCCUCCUACCUGUUGUCUCCUGUGGGAGGCUGGCUGGCUGAUGUGUACCUGGGCCGCUAUCUCACCAUCUCGCUCAGCCUAGUGCUCUACCUGGCUGCCUCCGGCUUGUUGCUCACCACCAUCACCGAAGAUGGCCGCAGAUCCUUCUGCGGAGAGAUGCCCGAGUUGCCACUGGAACCCGCCUGCCCAUCCGCAGACUGUCCAGGCUCCUGGUCCAGCCCCUACUGCGCGACCACCCUCUACUUGGUGCUGCUGCUGCUGGCGCUGGCUGCCAGCUCUGUCAGGAGCAACCUCACUUCGUUCGGGGCUGACCAGGUGAUGGACCUCGGACGGGAUGCCACCCGUCGCUUCUUCAACUGGUUUUAUUGGAGCAUCAACUUGGGUGCCGUACUGUCUCUGCUGGUGGUGGCCUUCAUUGAGCAGAACAUCAGCUUCCUGUAUGGCUACAGCAUCAUCGUGGGCCUCGUGGGCCUGGCGUUCUUCAUUUUCCUCUUUGCUACCCCUGUCUUCAUCACCAAGCCCCCAACAGGCAGUCAAGUGUCAUCCAUGCUGAAGCUCGCAUUCCAAAGCUGCUGUCCCUGGCACUCUUCCAGGGACUCCGAGGGUGCCCACCUGCUGCCUGAUCAGAGGUCUCACCAGUGGGGUCCUUCUCCACAAGAAGACAUGGCCAACUUCCAGGUGCUGGUGAAGCUCCUGCCUGUCAUGGUGACGCUUGUGCCUUACUGGAUGGUAUAUUUCCAGAUGCAGUCCACCUACGUCCUGCAAGGUCUCCACCUCCUUAUCCCCAACAUCUUCCAGACCAACCCUAACAAUAGCUCUUUGGCUCUGAGACCAGAAAUCAAUAACUACAGGAUCCCAGAAGCCUGGCUCCUGCUGGCCAAUGUGGUGGUGGUACUGAUUCUGGUCCCUGUCAAGGACCACUUGAUUGAUCCUCUGCUGCUGCGGUGCAAGCUUCUGCCCUCAGCUCUGCAGAAGAUGGCCCUGGGCAUGUUUUUUGGGUUCACCUCGAUCAUUGCAGCAGGAGUCCUGGAGAAAGAGCGCUUACGGUACAUCGCUGCCAACCACACAGUGCCUCAGCCGAUCGGGAAGGACACGUACUAUGCGGCACCACUGUCUAUCUGGUGGCAAAUCCCUCAGUACCUGCUCAUCGGGAUCAGUGAGAUUUUUGCCAGCAUCCCAGGUCUAGAGUUUGCCUACUCAGAAGCUCCACGCUCCAUGCAGGGUGCAAUCAUGGGCAUCUUCUUCUGCCUUUCGGGGGUAGGCUCACUGCUGGGCUCUGGCCUGGUGGCCCUGCUGUCCUUGCCUGGGGGCUGGAUGUACUGCCCCAAGGACUUCGGGAACAUCAACAACUGCCGGAUGGACCUUUACUUCUUCCUGCUAGCCGGCAUUCAGGCUGUCACGGCUGUCCUGUUUCUCUGGAUUGCUGGUCGCUAUGAGAGGACUCGUCAGGACCCAGCCUCCCAGAGCUCAUCCAACAGGGUCAGGGGCUGAAUUAGUCUCUACCCACCUGGACAGACAGUGACAUAGCAGUACCAGCUGUGCCCGUUCUCUUCUCAUUUAUUCUGCACCCAACAUUAGAACGAAGUGGUUCCCAUAAAUAAGGGACAUGCGCCCUCCCUCUUGACCAUGGUCCACGACAAGGGGUGGGGUGGAGGGGGCCUGGUUCGGUCCCCGAGGGGACCCAGCAGGGGACGUGGAACAACAAGCACCAGAGGAUGAACAUGAGGGCCAGGCAGGAAGUUCAGCCAGAUAACCCACUGGUCCCUGCUGCCUGGGCUGGUGGCCGAAGCUGCACCGGGCGGGCCAGGGAAUGGUCAAGAGCUGCCCCGGAUCCUCUCCAUGUAGUUACGAAGCUCCUCCGGGUCCUUCAGCCCCAUGUCCUCGCACACCCAGCGGAUGUCCUCCUCACCUGCCACCAGGAUGGACUGUACAGCUGGGGCCCCUACAGGCUCCUCGGGCGGCUGGGCUGGGGGUACUGGCGCAAAUGUCACAAACUCUACUCUCUUCCGACGUCCCCCAGCUUCUUUGCGGGUCAGGGUGCUCGAGGAACCAACAGUGCCCUCUGAAGCACUGGGGGCCACAGCUGGGGCAUCCCCUCCUGCCCCACUUUCACACGGGCAGCCCCCCUCCCCCUUGGGUGGGCCCGGGGAGGAGCAACGGUCCAGCUGACGACUCAGUUCCUCCUGAUUGGUGCCCAGCCAGACCCAGUUAUGGGGCUGGGGGGAGGAAGGGUCCGUAGCGCUGUCGGGAGGCUCUUUGCGCUGGUAGCGCAACACGAAGACCACACCAUUGACCAGGAAGAUGAGGAUGGCCAGACAGAAGAUACCCAGCAGAGCAUACAUUCCCAACUCUAGGUCGGUGACACGCUGAGGGGCAGGCACCAUCUCUUCCUCGUCUUCCUCCUCUUCUUUGGCCUCAUCCUCUUCCUUCCCAGCUUCUUCCUCUGCCCGCUCAAACUUGCCUCUAACAUCCACAUGGCCCCCCAUACCACCUGCCACCUGCCGCUUUCCCUCCACAGUGGCUUCUGUGAAUGGUGGACUCCGGGCAGGGCCGGAUGGGAGGGCGGGUGCUGGUGUGGGCAAAGGGGGUAGCCCCAGCCAGGCAGUGCCUGAGGCCAGGGGCACACGAUGGCGGCCCCGGCGACAUGGUUCCGGUGGGUGCAGAGCAAUGUGUAGGGGUAGCCCUUCAGCACCCACCCCACUCACCACCACACCAAGCUGGGCUCCCUGCUCUUCAGCCGGCAGGACAGCACUGGGCUCCUCAGCUGAGACCGACAGUCCCAGGUCACUGCGGUCGUAGAGCUCGGCAGGGGCCAAAGUGUGGUCAGAGAAGGACAGCCACAGGGAGAGGGCCACCUCCUGCAGGGCACACAGACACGGGCAGAGACACGCGAGGGCACGCACGCAUGCACACACAAACCACUCCCACAGUGACAGGCCACACGGAAGAAAGAGCACGGAGGAAAGAGAGACACAAGCAAAUGGACAAAACACAGGGAGAGAGGGGAUGCAUGUCAAUCACCUGUCUGCCACUCAGCCCAGGAGUCUGAGUCCUCAGGAGAGCCUAGUGAACCUCCCAAUGCCAUACUCCAGCCAGCCACUGCUUGAUCACUUGCAGCCACAGAGAACUCACUACCUCAUGGGAAGUCGUCCUUAUUUUGAAAACCCUAGAGCAAGGGGUCCAAGUACCAGGACCCACUUCCUCCCAUCCUCCUCCACCAUCAGCCCCCAUCAAUAGCUGUUGACCAUGCUCCCUGACCCCCAGCCAUCACCUGCUUUGGGGCUGGAAGAGCUGACUGGGCCCAGCACGUGGCUGUGACCUCCCCAGGGUGGGACGUGCCUCGGCUCAGGGCCAAUGAGAUGCCCAUCACCGGCUGCACUCGCAGCUCCAGCAUUGAAACCUUGUCGUCUGUCACUGCCAGUGCCUGCUCCCCCAGGAUGGAGUCAGAUAGCGGGGAACGAACCUGAGAGUGGGAAGCAAAUGAA
This is a messenger RNA of Onychomys torridus (southern grasshopper mouse), 4190 nucleotides long. It is a transcript of the gene Slc15a3, whose product is annotated as solute carrier family 15 member 3. Gene Ontology annotation, biological process: transmembrane transport. The record is from RefSeq and is a predicted model, not a curated record. Gene Ontology annotation, cellular component: lysosomal membrane. The coding region runs from base 463 to 2196 and encodes 577 amino acids. Lineage: Eukaryota; Metazoa; Chordata; Mammalia; Rodentia; Cricetidae. Gene Ontology annotation, molecular function: transmembrane transporter activity. The transcript has 8 exons.